AUAUAACAUAAAUAUAGCAUAAAAUAAACCCUCGAUAGUAUCGAUAGCGACACGAUGAUUUUGCAUCACUAGCUGAGAGCAGCGUCAACGACAACAGCGGCGACGGCAGCAAAGGCAGCCGCAGUAGCAGUAGGAGGAAAGCAGCGCAGCCGCUAAUCUUUUGCUUUGCCGUCGGUCGCGUCGCAAAAGCAACAAAACUCUAAAAAUUAAAAGCAAAAAGACGACGACGACGCAGUAGAAGAAGAAGAAGCAGCAGCAGUAGAAGAAGAAGCAGUAGUUAAAGAAGAAGAAGCAGCAGCAGCCGCAGCAAUUGAAGAAGAAGCAGCAGCACCAAGCACUUGAUGAGCAAAUUAAAUAAAGCAAAUCAAUAAACAUAACAAUAACAAUAAAACAAAAAACCGAAAAACAACAAAGGAGAAAUCAAGAACAAACGCUACAUCUAUUUUUUUUUGUGUUUUUGCAAAACAAAUAAAACUAAAGUGGCGUCAAACACAAAAAAAACAAAAAGAACGAAAAAAACAAUAAUCAACGUGAAAAAUAAAAGCAUUUUUGACGUGUUUGUUUGUGUGCGUGUGUGUGUGUUUGUGAGUGGUGGCCAAAGCGGCGAAGCGGGCAGCAGCGCAGCGGCAAAGGCAGCGGUGCGGCGCUAGAAAAUAUGUGGAUAGCCAGCAAAGGCGCCGCCGCAGCAGCAGCGCUAAAUAACAACAACAACAACAACAUCAGCAAGAACAACAACAACAAAAGCAGCGACGUCGCAGCAGCCGCCGCCAGAGCCACCGCGUGGAAAGCAAACAAAAGCAGCGCAUGACCGACGCAGGCAGCGCAGCAGCAGCGAGCGAAUUAAUUUGCUUCGAAAUCGAAAUAAAUGCAAAUAAAGUGCAACACAAAACAAACGAAACAAACAAAUAUAUAUAACAACAAUAACAAAAGUAAACGCAGUAGAAGUAGACGCAGCUAAAGAAGAAGAAGAGGAAGAAGAAGACGAACAAAAAAGAAGCAGCAGCAACAGCAAAACAAGAAGAAGCAGCAGCAGCCAACGGAAGAGGAAGAAGCAGCAAACGUGCAAUAACAACAACAACAAAAAGAACAACGAGCAAGUGAAGUGAGUGAGAGCGAGCGAGAAAGAGUGUGGAGGAGUGCAAAAAGCGAGAGUGAGAGCGAGAGAGAGACUCUCAUUAAAACCGAAACGUAAAUAAUAAUAAAUAAAUUACAAAAAUUUAAUAAUAGAAGCAAAGCAGUCGAGCUUGCAACAACAAUUUUCGAACGUCGCCGUCGUCGUCGUUGUUGUUGUUGUUCUUGGCUGUUGUUGUUGUUGCCAUGGCCAGCAUCAACAUCAACAGCAGCAGCAGCAUAACAAAUGCAACACAAGCAACAACAACAACAACAACGCUGCCAUCGCUGUUUAACGGCAACAACAACAACAACUGCAACACUGGCAGCAGCAACAACAACAACAACGUAAACGUUGCCGCCAAAGAUAUGGACGGACUGAUUGCCAUCAAUGAUAGCGCAUUAUCGCAACAAAUCGAAUUUAUACUACAAGAUGCUCCCAUGGAGCAGGAUGACGAGCAACAACAGUUGCAGCUGCAACAGCAGCUUCACAUGGCGGCGUCCAAGCUCGACAACCACCCACCGACAACAAAUGCAACAAUAACGACAGCAACAACCGCAGCAGCAGUAGCAGCAGCAGCAACCACAACAAACAACAGCGCUUCCCCAUACAUCAACAACAACAGCAUCAUCAGCAACAACAACAACAAUAACAGCAACAGCAAUCACAGCAACAACAGUCUAAGUGUUGAAGAUCAACAGCAACUGUUGCUGCAACAACAUCGCGCACAACAGCAGCAACAACAGCAACAUCAUCUGCUCAAUGGACGUCGCAUCAUUAUACAAUCAACAACUUGCGGCAGUGGUGGCAACUCUGUUCUCUCGGCCAGCGACAUUAAAGAGGAGCAACUGGAGCAGGACGAUGAUGACGAUGAUGAGCAGUUAACGCAACAUCAGAAUCAUCAUCAGCAUCAGCAUCAGCGCCUUCAUCAUGCAGACGAGGACGAUGAGGGCGAAGAGGAGGAGGAGGAAGAUCCCGAAUUGAACGAUGAGAAUCUGCAGGACAUUGAGGAGGAGGCGCAGGCAGCCGAAGCCGAUGAGGAGCCCGAAACGGCGGCAACAACACACUUGCAGCACACGCAAACACAUCUGCAUCACCAUCCGCAUCAUCAGCAGCAACAGCAGCAGCAUCAACAUCAUCCACACCAACAACAGCAGCAGCAAUUGCAACAGCAGCAGCAACAACAACAACAACUGCAGCAACAUUUGCAGACUCAGGUGAAGCUGGAGCUGAACGAGCUGCCCGACGAUGAAGAGGAAGAUGAGGAGGACGAGGACGAGGAUGAGCACAUGGCGCAGUCGACAACAGCGCAACAACAGCAACUCGAGACGCUGCAGCAGCAACUGGAGUACACGACGGGGACACAGCAACUGGUGUUGCCAGCCGGAAGCAUUGUGAGCACCACAACGCGCGCGUUGGCGGUGCCGGUGUCGGAGGCGGCAUUGGUGCAGCUGCAACGUCGACCCGUGUACAUCAGCAAUGCGACGAUGAGCAGUUUGGCUGGUGCCACGUAUGUGCGAAUGCCGGCGGCGGCGGUGAUCAGUCGCAGUCCGAUGACGGUGCUCAAUGUGGUGCAACAGACGGGCGGACCGACGGCUCAGCUCAUAUUGCAGGCGGCGGCAGCAGCAGCGGCGCCACAGCAGCAGCAGCAACAGCAGCAAUCAACUGCUGGCGCAGCAGCAACAACUGCUGCAGCAACGACAGCAACAACAGUUGCUACGCCAUCGCCCAGCAAUGAGCAACAAUUGGCUGCCAUAGCGCUUGCCCAGCAACAGCAGCAGCAGCAACAACAACAACAGCAGCAACAACAACAGCAGCAGCAGCAACAACAUCAUCAGUCCAUUAAACCAGCGCCAGCCACGAGCAAUGUGGCAACAUCGACGACCAGCUAUCAGUGCAUGGAGUGCGUGGAAAAGUUCGACUCCAAAGAGCUCUUCGACAUCCAUCGCAGCGGGCACGCGAACAACAUGAAGUGCGCCAUCUGCAACAUGGUCUUGAAAUCGCUAAAGAACUAUGAGAAGCAUUGUUUGCGCUGCAAACCCUAUGAAUGCCAGAUCUGUGGACGUGUUGUCCGCUUUCGUCCCAAUUUCAUCAAGCAUAUGCGCGUCCACACUGGCCAACAGUCGGAGCGGCACAAAUACAAGUGCGAGGUCUGCCACAAGGAGUUUAUGAGCUUUGAGUACUUUAAGGUCCACAAGAAGAUCCACAACGAGAAUGUGAAUCUGACGUGCGAAAUAUGUGGCAAGGUGUUCAGUGCGCUCGCCUCGUUGCGCGGACACUCCAAGCUCCAUUCGGGCGUCAAGCUGCACAAAUGCGAUGUGUGUGGCAAGGGCUUUGGACAGCGCUACAAUCUGAAGAUUCAUGCGCGCACGCACACUGGCGACUUUCCGUUUGAGUGCAAAGUGUGCAAGAAGAAGCUGCACACGCAAUCGUCGCUGCAGACACACAUGCAGGUCCAUUUACGCGAUCAGCCCAAAAACGGCAGCAGCAGCGGCAGCAACAACAACAAUAGCAGCAGUAGCAGCAGCAACAACAGUGCCGCCAGCAGCAACAACAGCAGCAGCAGUGGCAACGGCAACGGCAGCAACAUCAACAGCAAUGCGGCCACUGUUAAAAUCGAACCCGAUUUGCAGCAACACCAACAGCAGCAGCAGGAGCAACAGUUGCAGUCACAUGAAAUGGAACUGGACGAACAGUCGGGCUUGAGUGAGGAUGAACACGAUGGUGUUGUGUCCGGUGUUGCUGCUGCUGCUUCGCUGCACAAUUCGUCGACCAAUAACAAUCGUUUAACCACCGGCGAGGAUUCGUCAAAUGAAUCCUCCUCGAAUGCCUCGCUACAACAGCCGCACUCGAAUUCGGCCAGUUCAUCGCAACACUCGCAACAACAUCAGCAACAACAACAACAACAGCAGCAACAACAACAAUAUAUUGUUGCGCCGCCGCGUUCGAUUGUCAUCAAGAACUAUAUGCAACAGCAACAGGCGCCGGUGAUAGAUGCCGCUAACGGUGGCAAUUGCUCGAGUGUGCUGCACACACAGGUCAUACAGAGCGGUGCAGGCACCAGCAACAGCAAUGGCAACAGUCACAGCAGCAGCAACACCAGCCACAACAGCAGCAGCAGCGGCAACUCGAACAGUAGUCAGCAUAGCAACAACAUGCACAGCAUCAACAAUGGUCACACGAACAACAACAGCAGCAGCAGCAUUGUUGCUGCCGCAACAACAGCAACAGUUGCUGGCAGUGCAGCGAGCAGCAAUCUGGCUCAGCAGUUGCUGCGCAAAACUCCCAUCAUACACUCGACGGGCACGCUUAGCUCAGCGUUGGCCAGCGUCGUUCAACAGACGGGCGUUGGUUCGCCGGCGCAAUCGCCAUCAUCUUCAUCCACAUCGUGUUCCUCCUCCACCGUGCUGGUGUCCAAGGCGACGGGUGUGCCGCUAUCGAUUGCCUCAUCGGCGGCACUGGGCGGCUCCACAAUAAUACGCAGCACGCGCAACCAUCAUCAGCAGCAGCAACAGCAACAACAACAGCAGCAGCAGCAGCAGCAGGCGGCGCAGAGCAAUCAGCAACGUAUUGUCGCGGGACAACAGCAACAACAGCAGCAGCAGCGUAAUAACCACCGAAACCACCACCGACGUCGUCAUUUGGCGGACAUGGACGACGAUGAUGAUGAUGACGAUGACAAUGAUAAUGAGGAUGAGGCGAGCGUGCAACAAAUGCGUGCUGCUGCUGCAACCACAAACGGACAUCAUCAGCAGCAGCAGCAACAGUUGCAGCAACAGCACUCGAAUCAUAAUCAUAGUCACAGUCAUCAACAUCAACAACAGGCGAACAAUCAUCAGCAGCAACAGCAGCACAUCAGCAACAAUCAUCAGCAGCAACAUCCUCAACAGCAACAAGCGCUUCAUCAUCAUCAUCAUCACCAUCACAAUCAUCAUAAUCAUUUCGAUGAUGAUGAUGACGAUGAGAAAUCAUCACCGUCCCUGGCAACAGCCGCAAUCAUCAAAGUCGAACCGAAUCUCUAUUCAUCCGGAUCGGGUGACAAUUCCAACGAUAUGUUCAUCAAGGAGGAGGUGAUGUUUGAAGAUUCCGCCGCACCGCAUUCACCACAAUCGCCGCCAAGUUCGAAAUUUCGCAUCUCGAAUUUCGAUAGCGAUCUUGUCGACGAUCAUGUCGAUCUAAAUCAUUCGCUGCCACCGUACGGUAAUCUCUUUGAGCCGCAUUCAAUACGCGACAGCAUCCCGGUGCAAUUGUAUCCCGAUGACGAUGAUGAUUUUCGCUUGGAUCACAGUUCGUUGGGUGGCCUCCAUAAUACAUCAUCGUCGACCACCGAUGGCGAUUUCAUCAAAAAGGAAUGGGUCUAUGGCAGUGCGUCGAGCAGUUAUGCCAUGAAUGGUAAAUUCGAUGACGAUAGCGAUGCGCUCUGCGAUGCCGCCAAUUUCAUCUACAAUUGAUCAAAUUGAAAACAUAGAAAAAACAAACCAACAAACACUUAAAUGCAUGAGAAGAAAACACACAAAAACAAAAUCGAAACAUACAAAUUCAAACUUUUAUAUACAUACACGUAUAUAUACAUACAUCUAUAUAUAUAUAUAUAGUAAUUUGCUAUCUCUGUCGCGCUCGUGAUCUUAACGUGAUCUUAAACUAAAUCAAUGUGUAAAAUGUAUUUGUAACUGUAUUUUGUAGUUGUUUCUAUAAUGGAAAAUCGCGGUAAAGUAAGAUGCAACUGUCUCUUAUCACACACACACACACACACUCGAACACUCACACAGUGUCUGUCUGUCUCCCUCUUUUUAACUGUUUUUCACACACAACAACAAACAACUCGAACAAAAAUCUCUUUCUCUCUCUCUCUCUCUCUGUCUCUCUUUGUGUCUAGCUGUCUUUGUCUUUGUGUGCUAGCUUAUAUUGUUUACUCGCUCACACAGUGUCUCUCUCUCUCUCUCUCACUCCCACUCACUAUCUCUACCCGUCUCGCUCUUUUGCACGCACUUGAAAAUUGUGUUGAUUUUCGUUUUGAUCUCGUUACAAUUUCUUUUUUUUUUUUAUUUAAUUUUUUAUAACUAUUCUCUAAUUUGUUUUCCUUUGCGAUUCUUUAACAACUUUUUCAAUAUACUCAAUUUGUGAAUAUAUGUGCGAGUACAGUGAAAACUCGCCUUAAAGAACACAAACUUCUUAAAAAAAAGUGUUUUCGCUGUAUUUGCUUAUAUGCAAAAUUUUAUUUUAUUUUAUAUAACAUAUUUACAUAUAUACAUAAUUUUUUUUAAAUGGACGCGUGCAGAAUUCCGCUCCAAGAUUUAUUUGCAGUAUUUUAUCGCCUUUAUAAAAACAAAACAAAAAAGAAAAAGAUUCUCAAUGCAUCCAAAAGAAAAAAAAAAACCUUAAAAAAAUGUAAUUUUUAUUAUUUUUUUUUAAAUAUUGUCAGUAUUUUGUUCUUCCAUCCCUCUCCCAGUUCCCCCAAACAAAAAAAAAAAAAAAACCAACCCGCUACUAUGCUCCUUCUAUAUAGAGAUAUAUACUUAUAUAUAGCGUAUAAUGAUAUGAUUAAUGUAAUUCUUAAUUCUUUUUUAUGUGCAAUUCUCAAAUACACAUUCUUUGUCCUCCCUCCCACCUCCCCGCCCCCUCACCACUCUUUGCUAACACAGCUGCUUUAUAAAAUUAAAAUACGAAAAAAAAGAAUAUGAGUAAAAUUAUGAUGAAACGAAGAAUUCGAAUUAUGUAGUCUAACAUUUAAGCAAAAAAAAAAAAAAUGAAAGAAAAAACUUGCAAGUUUUUUUUUGUGCUUUAAACUUAAAUUGAAAUUAAUGUGGUUUCCUUAAUUAGCUGCUAAGUUUUUGAUUAAAUUAAUGGAUUAAUUUUUUUUACAAAUAAUUUGCAUACACACACACACACACACUUACACAUACAUACAUGUUUAAUAUAUAGAGCAUAUAAAUAAGGCACAAUUUCAUUAAUAUAUAUUUUUUUUGUUAGUCAUAAGCUCAAAAAGCAUGCUUUACACACACACACACACACACAAUCGCAUACAAGGCAACUCUAAAUAGCAUAUAGAAUAUAUAUAUAUAUAUAGUCUAUAAUAUAUUUAAUGCUACGUUCAUGAUCUAAGCAUAUAUACAUAUAUAAAAAACAAAAAACAAACAAAAAUAAUAUAGAGGUAUAUUUUUUGCAUUUAAUGAAACUUUUCGUUCUUAUUUUUUUCGUUAUGCCUUUUUAUUUUAUUUUUUGUGUUGUUCGCAUGUAAAUUAAAUGAAAAACACAAUUUGCAUAAAAAGUGUUAAAGAAAAAUAUAUAUAGUAAGAAGAAAACUAAACGAAAUUCAUAUAUAAAUGGAAUACUAAUUAAUAUGGCUAGCAAAAAAGAAGAAAAACAAAACGUUUACGAAGCUCCGUGGAUGGCAACAAAACGUUAAUGUUGACAAAAGUUUUAGCGCAAAUUACAAAUUACAAAUUAACAAAAAAAAAAAAAAAAAAGGAAAAGAAAAGAACAACUUUAAAUCAUAUACAAGCAUUUAAUGUUAAAUAAAGUAAAAAAAAGGAAAAGUCGUAAGGAAAUGAGAAACGUUUACGAACGCAGAUGUGAAGUAAACGAAAAGUAUUUUGUUUUUCGUUCGUUGUUUGGUUUUCAUUCUUAGAACACAACACACAUAUAUAAGCAUUAUUAUUAUUAUCAUUAUUGUAGUUGCAAAUGUUAGCUAAAAAAUAAUAGUUGCUAGUGUAGAACAACGUAGAAAACAAAAUAAGAGAAAGAAAAAAAAGAAAUGUUUGAUUUUUGCGUUUCUGCUUUGUUUGCGUCGUUCUUAAACGUUUUUUUUUUUUGUUGUUUGUUUUGUGUCGCUGUGGAUGAAAACAUAAUCGAUGUUUGUUGUUGCUUAACUUAUGUUUGUUAUGCUUAACGUUAGUUGUUUAAAAUUGUUGUUGCAACAACAAGAAUGCAACACACACACACACGCAUACACAACAUUUCACACACACCAACAACAAUAAUAACAACAACAACUGAUAACAACUAUUUUCAAUUAUGCAUUUUAUGGCUUGCUCCACCAAGGCGCUACAAACCCUACGCCCCUUCCCCUCGAGACCUCCCCUCACCACCUCAUAGACCACUUCGAAAUGUCUUCCGCACUGUCUUGAGUUACUUUAGAUGAAUAAUCAUAUAUAAUAUUAUAAAGAGAUUAGAUGAAAUGAAAUGAAGAAUAAACACAUACGUCUGCCAGUUUUUGGGAUACAUGAAAAGAACGUACAAAACGAAAUGAAUUAAGUUUAAAUAGCAUAGCAAUUUAUUUCAAGUGUAGUUCAGAAAAUCCUUCCCGUUUUCCCCCCCGGCAGAGAUUCGUCUAGCGUUGUGCGAUUGCAUUGAUUUUCACACAGCUGCAUACUAAUGACAUAGGAAGCGAGUGCAAAAAAUUUCAGCAACAGAAACGCGCUGCGAGCUGAGUUCGCAUAGGUUAGUUUUUUUUUCCAUUUUAUUUGCUGGGGAAUUGAUUCGGUAAACAGCACUGCCCACACCCCUUUUCGCAGCAAGUGAGUGAGAGAGAAGAAGCAAAAGCGAGUGAAGGAAAAAGAGAACCUGAGAAAAACACAAAGUUGGGAAACUUUAUCGGACAGCUUGUCUUUACUCAUGCAUAAUUCAGAAAAAAAAUUCAAGAGCCGGCAAAAAUCUGAAAAACAGCAACAAAAAAAAAAAAAAAAAUAAACAAACAGAAACACAAAAAAAAAAGAAAUAAUUUUUGUAUAUGGAAUCUAUUUUAUAUACUUACUGUAACUAGAAGAAGUGAAGGAAAGUGAACAACAAAAGCUGUAUCUCGCCCCACUGUACACACCCACAACACACAGACACGAUUUUUCUCCCGCCCUCCCUCAAAAAAAAAAAAAAAAAAAGUAAUAAAAAUGGAAAGCCAACGAAAAACUUCUCAAACACAACAGAAAAUUAAAAAAAAAACUUGUGCACUCCAAAAAAAAAAAACACACACACACACAAACAACAACAACAACAACAAGAAAAAUCUCAACGACUGCGCACACAAAAAAGUGAACAAAUUUUUUGUAUUAUAUUAAAAAAAAGCAAACAAAAAAAAUCUAUAUAUAUAUAUAUUGAAAUUCUCUUAAGCGAAAGUAAAACGAAACACUUGAACUUUAAUAUUAUUCAAAGUGUAUGAAAAACAAACAAACAAAAAAAAAAAAACAAGUAGCAAGAAGAAGAUGAAGAAGAAGCCAGACGAUCUAGAUAAAAAUGAAAAUACUAUUUUUUAAGUGUAAACCAAGCCUCGAAAAUUUCAAAACAAAAGGCUUGGACGCCAAAUUUUUCUGCAAUACAAAAAAAAAAAAAAAAAACUUAAGUAUGAUAUAUAUAAAAAAAAAGAAAACUUUAUAGGCAUAUACAUACAUCUAUAUAUAUGUACAAAUACACGCACACAUACACACACACACAGUCAAAAACACUGAGAUUGAAAAAAAUUGCAAAUUUUUUUUUUUACUACAAGAAUUACUUAAUGAAUUUAAGCGAACAAAACAUAAAAAAACUUGGGUGAAGUUUUUUUUUAGAUAAUUGAUAGAAAGAGGAAAAUGAAGAAGAAGAAGAAAGAAACCCGCCACGCCCACAACACAAACACACACACACACGAACCCACUCAGCAUUAGAAAAAGUCCAACAAAAAAAAAAAAAAAAAGAAAGAAGAAAACUAUAAUUAAAAAUGAGAAAAAUGUUGUGUGGAAAAAUAUCAAAAGAGCGUAGAAAAAUGUCGUAAAUUCUUUAAUUUAUUUAAACAAAUUUGUGUUUCUUUUUAAUUUGUUUCGUCUCUCUCUCUCUCUCUCUCUGUGUAAAUGUACCUAACAAGAAUGAAAAGAAAAAAAUGUUAGUCGUGGAAAAUAUUAAACAAUCAGAUCUUAAGACGUCUUCAAUUUGUGGGUUUGGUAAAAAGAUUAAAGAGCAAAAAAGGAAUGAAAGAAAAUUAACGAAAACGAAAGCCGAAAGCCGAAUGAGAAAGCAAAAUGGAAAUGCAAAUUAUAAAAAAAAAAAAUAAUAAUCAUAUACAUGCAUACAUAUAGUAUAUAUACAUAAAAUACAUUUAAUUAAAUGUGUAGUUCGAACUAAACGUAAAAAAACCAAUCGCAUAAUCUUCUAUUAUUAAUAAUAUUAAUAAUAAUAAUAAUACGAAAUGAAAGAAAAUCAAUUGUUUUUAAUGGCCUAAGAUUUAUAUAAAUUAUUACAAAAUACAAAAAAAAAAAAAAAAAAAAUGAAAGAAAAUUUGUUGUUAAAAAAAAUCUGAAUGAAAGGGGGAAAAAAAAACUAAAUGAAAGAAAAAUAGCACAAAAGUCGAAUAUACCCUGUAAAACUUGAAUUUUGUUGGAAUUGAUUUUUUGUCGUUUCUCUUUUUUCUCUACAAUUUUGUUGUACUUAUUUUUCUACAUAAAACAAAACUGAAAAAAAAAAAAAAAAAAAAAAAAACAAAAACCAAAACUAGUAACUGAUCCAGUACGAGUUGAACACGAAGUUUUUUAAAGCAUUUUCGAUAAAUAUUAAAAACAAAAAACAAAAGUGAGAACGAAAUAAACAAGAACAAAAAAAUAACCAAACAAAGCCGAACAAUUUCAAUCUGAACAAAACCUAAAGCCCACGAAAUAUAUAUUUAAAUAAAUUAUAUAAAUCUAUAUCUAUAUAUAUAGAGACAGAGAAAAGAUGGAAGCGCAGAAGCCGAAGCAAAACACAAAAGCAACAAACAUAUUUAUAUAUAUUAUGAAUGUCUAGUCGUAUUUUCAGUAUUAUACAAAAAAACUAAAAAAAAAAAAAAAAAACAGAAAAUGUACGUGAAGAAAACAAAUUUUUGAAAAACAUGCGAAAUGGUUAAAAAAAAAUAACAAAAGAAAAAUAUAUAUAAAAAACGAUUAAGUGUGUAGCGUGUACAAUAAAAACAUCUAAUAAAAAAAAACGGAAAACAAAAAAAAAUAUAUAUGUAUAUGGUAAACAAUUUUUAGAAGCAUUUUUAACAUAUUACAAACAAAAAAGAAGAAGAAAUAAAACGUAAAUGUUUAUCGUAAAACAAAAACAUAAACCAUAAAAGCGUACAUAUAUUAAAUUAGUUAUAUAUAAAGCAAAUAUAUAUAUAUAUAAAAGAAAAAUAUGAUAUUAAACAAAAAAUAAUAAAAAAAAGAAACGGAAAAAGAAAAAGAAAAGAAAUUAAACGAAAAUGUGUCUGUUUUUAGUGUUAGUUUUUAUGUAAGCUACCAAUUAAAACAAUAACAAAAUUCGAUGUGUGUAAAAAUAUAUAAAAAAUAUAUAUAUGCAUAUAUACCGAUCUAUAUAUGUGCAUAUAUAUAUAUAUAUAUUAUAGUAUGGUAUAUCAUAAAGAGUAAAGAGAAAGGCCAGAAAACCAUGUCAAAAACUCGCGCUGCUGUUAUACGUAUUUAUGUUUAAAAAUAAAUAAUAAAAACAUACAAAAAAUCAAUGAAAACGAAAAUAAAAAAAAGAAGAACUAUUGCAAUAAAUUCUUAAUUAUUAUUAUUAUUAUUAUUCUUUUUUUUUUAAAUAAAUCCUUUAUUUUUAUGAAUCUAUAUAUUAAUUUUAACAUUUCAACAGCAGAAAACAUUUAAUUAAUCUUUUUUUUAUAUAAAUAUAUAUUAUAUAUUAAUAAUUUUAAUUUGUAAACUCGUUUGAUUUUUCACUUAACAAACAAAUUAUAAAAAAUAUACAUAUAUAUAUAUAUUUUUAAAACCUUUAUUUGUGUUUGAUUUUGAUAUUCUCAACGGGCUCGUGUGGUUCAUAUCAAUGUGUAAUGGUAAUAAAACAAUAAAUGCAUAAAAAAAAAACAAAACGAAUAAUGAAAAACUAAAGAAUAUAAUUAUAGUUCAUCUAUGUAAAUGACAUUGUAUGUAAUUUUAAACAAGGAACGAAAAAAACCUAAAAAAAAAAAAAAAAAAAAAACAAUUGGCCUAAUUUGCUCAACCAAAAAAAUCAUAAAAAGAAAAUCAUAAUCUAAUAAUAAUAAAUAAAUAAUAAAUGUUUUUUUUUUUCUUACAUUUCUUGUGUUGAACGUUUUUAAUAGUUGAAUUUUAAAGCAUUUAGUUUAACUAAUGAAAGGCAGCCCAAAAAAAAAAAAAAAAUAAAUGACAAGCAAAUAAACAUAAAAAAAGAGAAAAAAAAACAUACAUAUAUUACAACAAAUUCUCGAUAAUAAAACAGUUUAUUAAUUCAUGUGAAGCAACAACAAAACAUAAACAAAAUGAAAAAAAAAACAUUUAGUUUUUAUUGUAAUUCCG
This is a messenger RNA of Drosophila nasuta, 12360 nucleotides long. RefSeq lists its product as uncharacterized. Gene Ontology annotation, biological process: regulation of transcription by RNA polymerase II. The transcript has 5 exons. The coding region runs from base 1318 to 5562 and encodes 1414 amino acids. Gene Ontology annotation, molecular function: RNA polymerase II transcription regulatory region sequence-specific DNA binding; DNA-binding transcription factor activity, RNA polymerase II-specific. The record is from RefSeq and is a predicted model, not a curated record. NCBI's taxonomy places the organism in Eukaryota, Metazoa, Arthropoda, Insecta, Diptera, Drosophilidae. Gene Ontology annotation, cellular component: nucleus.